AAUACUGUUUGUCAGAUCGAUUUGAAUAUAAUGCAUAUGGGCAGACGCUGGUAGAGGCAGAAUAACAAGGAGAGAAGACUAGCUCGAAUCGACUGUAAAUGCUUGGCAAGCAUAUAUGUAUAUAUAUAAAUAUAUACUUAAUCAGAUCGCAGACGCCUUCCUCAAAUCCAGUAUACUGCCCUUCACAGUACAAGGUUUAUAAAUGUCGUUAUUAUACAGAACACGGAAACUGUAUCAAUUUCUGUUUAAGAGAUACCCUUUAAAUGCAUGUUGACAACUCAGUUUCAGCUACUGAGUUGGGCAAUUCUGGCAUGAAAAUCCGUAGAGCAAAUGUCAGUCCAAGAGCUUUUUGCGGCAUGCACAAGAUUGGGUGCGGGGCCAGGUCAAAGUUGGCCAAAGUUGUGCGUCAACAUUUUGUAGCAAUUCGUAAUUGUGUUCAUUUUGCUUUUUGUGUUGUUGCUUUCCAAUUGAAUUGAUAUCGCAAAUUGUAAGGAUGAGUACAUUAAUCUUCCGCCCGAUAACCUAUUCGGAGUUCACUUUGAGGGCGCCCACGGCGCGUAGUAAUCGGAUGCGUGCCCAUCAAUUGGCCAGCGAUCUGCUCCGGCAUAACAAGCAAGUAAAAAACAAUCUGCCCGAAGUUCGACGGCCCACCUACGGCGAGUUCAAGCAUCUGGUGGGCGCUGUGCACGGUAGCAGCAGCAGCCAGGCGGCUGAGACCAGACGGGUUAGGGUCUACGAUAGUCUAAUCGAUCUGCACCGGCGGAAACUGGACCGCAGUAACUUGAAGGACAUAAAGUCGACGCUUAAUACGCGACUGGCACCAGGAACUCGCUCAAACCUGAUGGACUUUAAGCACAUGAACAGGGGCCUGGAGAUCAAGCAAGAUAUUUUGCGCGAGAAUAUGUUGCUGCUGCGUCGCAUGAACGAGAUCCAGCGAGUGCAGGGUCGCGUUGACUGCUACAACAGCAGCUUGCAAUUACCGAUCCAGAGUCACCUCCGAAUCAUGGAGAAGGCCGCGGUGAUUAGCCGGGAGAAUCAUCGGCUAGGCUGCCGGCUGUUGCGCGCCAAAUCCAAGGUGGACUCGCACAAUCCCUGGCAUAGAUCACUGUCCGUCACUAUGUCCGAUCCCACCGAUGAUCUGGUACGCAAGUAUAGCGCAUAUAUGCCCCCGCCACUGCCCCAACGGCCCGUGCACUCGCCGAAGGAGCUGCUGCGUCCGAUCAUUUACUUUGAUCUGGCCCUGCGUCGGGGCCAGCAUCUGGGCCGCAUCUGCAUUCAGCUCUACACAGAGGUCAGUCCGGAGGUGGUGCUGGAAUUUGUACGCCUGGCCAUCGACAACAAUGUCGAGGCGCACAAAUUCCCGCGCAUCUUUCCUGAUCUGUGGAUGGAGGGCGAGCUGUUGCCGCAAUCACGCGACGCCCUCAAGGAUCAUCACGAUCAUCCAUCACCGCUGGAUGCCAGGCAGCUGAAGGGCAUUCUAUCGUACUCCUGGAACCAUCGCCAGCGUUUCCCCCACGGCCUACUGCUCUACACGAUUAGCUUUAAGACGUUGGCGGUGACGCCGCUCGAGCGGGUUAUUUUCGGUCGGGUGCUAAGGGGCUUGCGCCUGCUGGAGGUCUGCCGGGAGUUUGGCACCAAAGCCGGCAAGCCCAGGAAGUGCAUUGAGGUAGUCAAAUGUGGACUGCUUUAGCAAUCAUGGUGGCAGCGUCAGCGGCAGCGGCGUCUCCUGUGGCCCCGAAAAGUGUCCACUGAGAUUUCAAAAUCUGUAGCAUACUUUUCUGCGCCACUGCGCACACAUUUCCGACAAACUCCCACCAUAAAAAUUAUAAAGUAUG
Molecule: messenger RNA, 1835 nt
Organism: Drosophila virilis
Lineage: Eukaryota; Metazoa; Arthropoda; Insecta; Diptera; Drosophilidae
Biological process (GO): protein peptidyl-prolyl isomerization
Molecular function (GO): peptidyl-prolyl cis-trans isomerase activity
Source: RefSeq, a predicted model, not a curated record